CGUCGCCAAGAAGAGGAAAAGCGCCGCCAGGAAGAAGAAAAAUGUCACCAGUUAUUCCGCCUCACAGUUACUAGAAGAGACGCCACAUAUGAGUGGUAUAAAGACCGAGUGGAAACAAGGAUUGAAGACACAUGCCUGUGGUUCCUUCAGCACGAGUAUUUCCAGGAGUGGUUAAAACAGGAAUCGGACCCGCUGCUGGUAUCAGCAGAUCCUGGCUGUGGAAAAUCUGUGCUGGCCAAAUAUCUGGUUGACGAGGUCCUUCCACGAUCAGACUCUACUAUCUGCUACUUUUUCUUUAAGGAUCAAGACCAGAAUACCGUCCGGCAAGCCCUUUGCGCACUGCUUCACCAGCUCUUCACCCAAAAGCCAUGUCUAAUUAAACAUGCUGUAGUGGAACAUCGCAAGGAUGGGAUGGGGUUAAUCAACUCUACAAGAACACUUUGGAAUAUCUUACAAAAUGCAAUCACAGACCCCCAGGCAGGAUCUAUAAUUAUAGUCCUUGACGCCCUAGAUGAAUGUGCUGAGUCCGACUUUGCGGACCUGAUGCACAAUGUGGAGAGCCAUUUCCGCAACGACCAGAGUGGGAAGGUUAAAUAUCUUCUUACAUGCCGUCCAUAUGAGGCGAUUUUAUCCAAGUUCUAUAACCUGCAGAGUGCUUUUCCAAAAAUCCAUAUACCAGGAGAGGAGGGGUCAGAAGCUAUUGGCCGCGAGAUAAAUCAUGUUAUUCAACAUCAGCUUAACCAGCUAUCAAGAACAAAAAACCUCUCACCUGAAAUUACUGCCUAUUUAAAAACAAGGCUGCAGGAUACUGCCCACCGUACCUAUCUCUGGGUAUAUCUUAUAUUUGAUUACUUAAAAAGGGAAAACUUCAAAAAGACCUUACCAGCAGUGCAGUCUCUUCUAAUACUUCCACAAAACGUUAAUGAAGCAUACGAGAAGAUACUUGAUAGGCAACCAUUAACGGUGGCCGAAAUGAACGUGGCUCUGAAUAUUGACAUAUCAUCACUGACUCUUGACCUUGAAAGAGAAGAGGACUUUAAGUCACGCCUCAGAUCUUGGUGUGGAUUGUUUAUUUCAAUUCAUCACGACAAGAUAUACUUCCUUCAUCAAACUGCUCGAGAGUUUCUUCAAGGAUCGUCGUCACUUGCAACCAUUCCGGCCAAACCUAAACGUUGGCAACACUCCAUAAGUUACCGUGAAGCACACGCUGUGCUUGCGGACAUCUGUCGAGCUUAUGUU
Molecule: messenger RNA, 1239 nt
Organism: Trichoderma virens Gv29-8
Lineage: Eukaryota; Fungi; Ascomycota; Sordariomycetes; Hypocreales; Hypocreaceae
Exons: 2
Source: RefSeq, a predicted model, not a curated record